Molecule: messenger RNA, 2316 nt
Organism: Cryptotermes secundus
Lineage: Eukaryota; Metazoa; Arthropoda; Insecta; Blattodea; Kalotermitidae
Gene: Ssrp
Product: FACT complex subunit Ssrp1
Exons: 12
Coding region: 99-2063 (654 amino acids)
Cellular component (GO): nucleus; FACT complex
Molecular function (GO): nucleosome binding; histone binding; DNA binding
Source: RefSeq, a predicted model, not a curated record
GUUGGUAGGGUCGUACAUAUUUUGUUUUCGCGCAUAAAGUGGGAGGUGUUAUGAAUUUCAACGAAAUCGUAGCGUGAAAUAUAAGUAAAUUAAGAAAAAUGGAUUUCUUAGAGUAUUCGGACAUAUCAGCCGAAGUGAAGGGUGCUAUGUGUCCUGGACGACUGAAGUUGACUGACCAGCACAUCAUCUUCAAGAACAGCAAAACAGGAAAAGUGGAGCAAAUAACAGCAUCUGAUUUGGACAUUGUGAAUUGGCAAAAAUUAGUCGGAACAUGGGGUAUUCGCAUAUUUCUGAAAAAUGGAACUCUUCAUAGGUUUGGUGGUUUCAAAGAAGGAGAACAAGAAAAAAUUGCAAAAUUUUUCUCAUCAAACUACAAGAAGGAAAUGUUGGAAAAGGAGUUGAGCUUGAAGGGUUGGAACUGGGGAACAGCAAAGUUUAAUGGUGCAGUUCUAAGUUUUGAUGUUGGCAGCAACACUGCUUUUGAAAUACCCUUGAACCAUGUUUCACAGUGCACAACUGGAAAGAAUGAAGUGACACUUGAAUUUCAUCAGAAUGAUGAUGCACCUGUAAGCUUAAUGGAGAUGAGGUUUCACAUUCCUUCAAGUGAAUUGGCAGGGGAUGUUGAUCCUGUGGAAGCUUUCCAUCAGCAGGUUAUGAAGCAGGCAAGUGUCAUCAAUUUGUCUGGAGAUGCUAUCACCACAUUCAAGGAAAUUCAGUGUCUUACACCACGGUAUGUAUCACCACACAGUUUAAAACUCUUUUAUAAUUGUUUUUUUUUUUUUUUUUGCAGUCAUUCAGGAACUCCUGCUGUUGGCUGUUCUUAUAAGGCAGCAGCUGGCUACAUGUACCCUUUGGAGCGAGGUUUUAUAUAUGUGCAUAAACCACCAGUUCACAUCCGCUUUGAAGAAAUCAGUAGUGUCAACUUUGCUCGAAGUGGUGGUGGAACUAGGUCAUUUGAUUUUGAAGUGGAAACAAAAUCUGGAGUUGUGCACACAUUCAGCAGCAUUGAAAAGGACGAAUAUGGGAAACUGUUUGAUUUUAUCACUUCCAAGAAACUGAGAGUGAAGAAUCGAGGAAAAUCUGAUAAGCCAUCAUAUGCAGAUGAUUUUGGUGAUUCAGACCAAGAGGAUGAGCCUGACGCUUACCUUGCUAGAGUGAAGGCAGAAGCAGAGGAGAGGGAUGAAGGUGAAGGGGGAGAGUCAGAAGAAGAAUCCACAGAUGAAGACUUCAAUCCUGAUCAGCAAGAGAGUGAUGUUGCUGAAGAGUAUGACACUAAUGCCUCGGCGUCAGAUUCUGAUGAAGGGUCAGGUGAAUCAGAUAAGGAGAAAAAUAAGAAGAAAAAAGAGAAAGAGAAGGAGAAAAAACCAAAGAAAACAAAAACAGUGUCUGAGAAGCCUCGAAAGAAGCAAGCAAAGAAAGAGAAGGAUGAAAAUAAACCUAAACGGCCUCCAACAGCAUUCAUGUUGUACCUGAAUUCAAACAGAGACAAGAUCAAGUCAGAAAACCCUGGUAUUGCUGUUACUGACAUUGCCAAGAAAGGCGGAGAGAUGUGGAGAGAUCUGAAAGACAAAUCGGAGUGGGAAGGUAAAGCAACCAAGCUGAAAGAAGAAUAUGCUAAAGCAGUGAAGGAGUAUGAAGCAUCAGGAGGAGGAGGAGGAAGUGAUUCUAAGGAGAAGAAGAAAGAUACAAAGAGGAAAGAAACGACUCCCAAGUCAUCUCCAACCAAAUCUGGGAACUUUAAGAGCAAGGAAUAUAUAAGUGAUGUAGAUACCAGCAGUUCUAAUGAAAAGGAUGAUAAUGAAGACAAGAAAGAGAAGAAAGUGUCCAAGAAACCACCAGCAGCUAAGAAACCGAAACUGGAAGAAGUGAAGAGGGAGAGAGAUAAUGAAACUAAAGUGAAAAAAGAAAAGAAAGCUUCUGAUGAUGAGCAGGCAGAUCAGAAGAAGAAAUCAGCUUCAGCAAAAGUUAAGAAAGAGUCAGAUGAUGAUAUGGAUGAACCAAUAGAAAGUACUCCACCGACCUCAGACAAUGAAGCAUCUGGCUCUGGAUCUGAUAGUGGCUGAGUUUCACUGGAAGACAAGAAUGAGACACCCAUCAUAUGACUGAAUAUUAGAGAAGCCACAGUUAUUCCAAAUGUCAAACCAUUUCUACAGUUAUGUCUCAAUAAAAAAUUGCAAUUUAUUUUCUUGUUAUGUUAACCAUACACAUGCCUCUUGACACAACUUGUAAGAAAUUUCUGGUUUUUCUGAUUCAUUAUGUUUAUUUUAAUUUAUGAUGUCUGGUCUACAUUCCAUGGAAUAUAUUACAAUAGAUUUA